UUAUGAGUUGAAACGGUUUCUCCGUCGGGUCUUCAGACAGUGCGGCGGCACUGUAGUUAGAUCGAGGAGGCUAGUAGUAUAAAUAACUUCAUAAUAUGGACCCAAAGAAGCAACAAAAAGAUCAGACUAGAAAUUUCACUGAAUUAGGACAAGAUUCGAGUCUUGACAUGAACUUCUAUGACUUUAAAGGUGGCCAAAAUUCAUUUCUAUCUCAACAGACCUUGGGCUAUGACACAGACUCUGCCUGCAGUUCUGAUUUAGAUCGGAAUAUGGGCCUGCAAGUAGUGCCGAGUUUUGACGACGAUGUCUUCGCCGACUCUUUCUUUUCACACAUUGAUUACGAACACAUCGGUUUCCACCAAAACAACGACAGUGCUACUACUUAUCAACCUGAGGAAAAUCUUGGAAAACUUGGUGAAAGUUUAGCUUGUUUGCCAGAAAAGGAAGAAAGAAUCGAUAGUAUCUCGGCAGAGAUAAAUACAGAGGAAAAUGCUACAGGUCCAGAGAGACGGCAUUCAGAUACAGAUAGUCUUGAUGUUUACUUGAAACCUUGUGUUAUUACUCCAACUAAAGUGGAAGACUUGUACAGUACAUUAGAAAGCCAAAACAAUAUAAUCUUUCAAUUUCCUCCGGAGAAAAUGACAACUCCGCUGGAAUGUUCAGAAUCCAAUGUACAAGCAAAUCAAGAAAACGAAGGACUCGAUGAUUCAAACGCAUUUGAAAUUCAACUUUGUAGCUUGAGUCAUCACGAAGGUUUGAAUAUUGAAUCAGGGAACGACAGGAAUUUAAAUCCAUACCAUAGCAACGAUUUGUUUGAACAAAAAUGUCAUUGUUUUUUGAAUACGAACAUGGGAUUGAGUCAUCGUCUAGCUAGCCAUCACUUAGAACCAGAAUCUCGAAUACAGACAAACAACGAUAGCCCUAGCAAUAUACCAUCUAUUUUAUCAAAUACAACUGAGUUUCAAAAACCGAGCGACUACUCUGAAAGCAGUUCUUUAAACGAAUCUUCUUUCCCGCCAUUUUUGCUCGAAUUGUCAAACCAGAGAUGUUUCCCGCUAAAAGAAGCACGUGGAAAACCAGCCAAUAUUUGUCAAAACAUUCCUAAUGGAAGCAUUUCUUUGAACUGCGAUAAAAAAGAUUAUUUACAUACGGAAAACAAAGACAAUUCAAGCGAUAAGAGAGAGGCGAUCAAAGAAGAACCGCAAGGAAAACUGAGCACAGCUAUCAACGUGUUUAGGGAAGACAGUAAAACUAUUCCUCAUCAUGUUCAAAAUCAAGAACGAACAGCCAACACUAAAAACGAUGAAAAACAAGCAGAACCGAGAAAAUUUGAUAACCAAAACUUCAAACAUUUAUUAAGCCAUUCGGAGACUUUAAAAAAAGAAAGUUGCGUAAAUAUUUCAUUAUUCGAGAAGAAUUACAUGGAAAGUGAUGUAGAAAUGUCAAGCGAGGUACGUAAAAUAGCUACCAGGGGAAAAACACAUCACGAUACGAGAAAUAUUCACAACGACACUGAGAAACAAAGGAGGGAUGACAUGAAGACUCGUUUUGAAAACCUACGGCAAGUUAUCCCCAAAAUCGAAAAUGUAGAAAAAACACCAAAAGUACAAAUCUUGAAGCAAGCUUGGAAAUAUAUCACAUAUUUAGAACAAGAGGAACAAACCCUUGAAAUAAUCAAGACUAGAGAAAAGGAAUACAACCAAAAAUUAUUGAAGAGGUUACAAAAUAUUGUCAAAGGAAAAACGACGUCAACCUAUAUAGGAUAACAUACAGAAUUAAAAUUUAUAUAUUUGUAAUUAUAUAAACACUUACUCAAAAGCCUUUGCAAUUGGUGCCAGUGUACUUGUGACGAUAUUUCCGGUUCGAAAUGCUAUAUAUUAUGAUCUAAGAUAAAAAAAUUGACAUAAAUAUCCUUUUUUGAAGAAAAAGAAAUAAAAAUCUUCUGAUAGAACUACUUUUAA
Actinia tenebrosa (Australian red waratah sea anemone) is the source of this 1961-nucleotide messenger RNA. Its product is annotated as myc protein-like. NCBI's taxonomy places the organism in Eukaryota, Metazoa, Cnidaria, Anthozoa, Actiniaria, Actiniidae. The record is from RefSeq and is a predicted model, not a curated record.